AGGGUACAACAUCAUCCCGAUUUAUCAUGUUCAAAGUCGGUACUGGAGGCGAAAUUCAUCACUCGCACCAGAAAGAGCACAAGCAGAUCUAUCCCCAACAGGGAUGGGUUGAGCAUGACCCAGAAGAAAUCUACAAGAAUUGUGUUGAUUGCAUUGAGAACUGCAUUGAGCAUUUGGACGAACCAUCUCAGCUCAAGGGUUUCGGUAUCACCAAUCAGCGUGAGACCACACUGGUGUGGGAUAAGAACACCGGAAAGCCUCUUCACAACGCUAUCGUCUGGCUGGACACGCGUACACAAUCUGUGUGCAACGAGUUCUCUGAUCGUAAUGCUUUCAAGUACAUCUGCGGUCUUCCCGUCUCCACGUAUUUCUCAGGAAUGAAGCUCAAGUGGAUGAUCGACAAUGUACCCGCAGUAAAGUCAGCUCUGGAUGAAGGCACCGGAUUGUUCGGUACUAUCGACUCCUGGUUGCUAUGGAAGCUCACCGGUGGACCCGAUGGCGGUGUCCACGCAACGGAUGUUACUAAUGCAUCCCGAACCAUGCUUAUGAACAUCCACACUGGUCAGUGGGAUAAGGAUAUGUGUGAAGUACUCGGUGUACCGAUGUCUUGCCUACCCGAGAUACGCUCUUCAUGCGAGACAUAUGGCCACUACAAGUCAAAGGGCCCUCGUGAGUUCAGCAUGCCUAUCUGCAGUAUCCUAGGUGAUCAGCAGGCGGCUUUGGUUGGUCAGGGAUGCUUCAAGGAAGGCCAGAGUAAGAACACAUACGGAACCGGAUGUUUCUUCAUGUCGAACGUUGGUGAGAAGCCCGUGUUCAGUAAGAACGGUCUACUUACCACUGUCGGCUACAAGGCCGGACCAAACAAGCCUAUGUGCUACGCGUUGGAGGGUUCCGUUGCCGUAGCAGGAGCGUGUGUGCAAUGGCUAAGAGACAACUUGCAGAUCAUUGAAGGCGCCCCCGAGGUCGAACUAUACGCUUCUGAAGUAGAGGACACCGGUGGUAUGUACUUUGUCCCCGCCUUCUCCGGUCUGUUCGCCCCCCACUGGCGCGAGGACGCCCGUGGUGCGAUGGUAGGCAUGACCAUGUACACCAAUAAGAGGCACGUGUGUCGCGCCGCCAUCGAGGCUAUCUGCUACCAGGUGUCCGAUGUUAUCGAUGCUGCCGAGGCUGACUCAGGUAUCCGUAUCACCAAGCUGAAGGUCGAUGGAGGUGCCGCAGCCAACAACCUGAUGAUGCAGUUCCAAUCCGAUCUCCUAGAAGUUGAGGUUGUACGACCCAAGAUGUUGGAGAUCACUGCUCUCGGUGUCGAGUUCUUUGCCGGUCUAUCGCUAGGCAUCUACAAGGAUUUCAAUGAGCUGCUUGAAAUUGCUGACAACGCCGGUCGCAACUUCCACCCAACAAUGACCGAAGAGGUGCGUAAGGUCAAGAAGACCGGUUGGAACAAGGCCAUUGAGAAGAGUUUGGGCUGGGUCGAUGACGAGACCAAGGCCAAGGCCGAGGAACUUUAGUUAAAUACAUGUGGUCACCACGUGUGUAAAAUCCCGGGGUUAGCGCGAUAGCACGAUCCGCUACUUGGGAGCACUUAUCCUCAGUAAGAAUAAGACUAGUAAUAAAGAACCAUCCACACUAACUAUCCUUGUCCCAACUCAGUAAGAAUUAGACUAGUAAAAAACAUCCACAC
Sphaeroforma arctica JP610 is the source of this 1681-nucleotide messenger RNA. Its product is annotated as glycerol kinase. Gene Ontology annotation, biological process: glycerol metabolic process; glycerol-3-phosphate biosynthetic process; triglyceride metabolic process. The transcript is spliced from 11 exons. Lineage: Eukaryota; Ichthyosporea; Ichthyophonida. Bases 27 to 1508 code for a protein of 493 amino acids. Gene Ontology annotation, cellular component: mitochondrion. The record is from RefSeq and is a predicted model, not a curated record. Gene Ontology annotation, molecular function: glycerol kinase activity.